AUGAACACACUCACGAUGGUGACGUGCCGUCUGCUGUACGCCCUGCUGGUGCUCGCCCUGUGCUGUUGCCCGUCCGUGUGCGUGACAGCAAGUGAUAAGCAGGAAACUACCACUACGACUACCACAACAAAGCCACCAACUACGACGACCACGACAACAACAAAGCCACCAACUACGACGACCACGACAACCACGACCACAACCACGACCACUGCGCCGGAGGCACCAAGCAUUACGACUACAGAGGCGCCAAAUACGACGACCACCCGUGCGCCGUCAAGUAUUCGCAGAAUUGACGGCAGCCUCGGCAGCUCUGCGUGGGCGUGUGCCCCGCUGCUUCUCGCCGCAUCCGCACUGGCGUACACCACUCUGGGCUGA
This is a messenger RNA of Trypanosoma cruzi, 378 nucleotides long. RefSeq names its product mucin TcMUCI, putative. Bases 1 to 378 code for a protein of 125 amino acids. The record is from RefSeq and is a predicted model, not a curated record. NCBI's taxonomy places the organism in Eukaryota, Euglenozoa, Kinetoplastea, Trypanosomatida, Trypanosomatidae. The transcript has a single exon.